AGCCAAAAUCAUCCCAAAAGGCUGAACCACUAACAUGGUCUAAAAAACUCUGAACCCAGUAACACUCCCAACUGCCAGUUUCAAACUCUUUCAGGCCAUUUCUAUUACAACCUCACCCUUGGCUUUAGCCACGCCGCACAAAUUCCUGCUUAUUCAAUCCCCCAAUUUCACCACCACCUGAACUUGCGAAACUAGACCCAUAUACGCAAGCAGACUGACCGGAUUUAUCGAAUGAAAAUGACCUUCGCUUCUUUCAGCACUGGCAUUCCCUUGUGCCCGUACAAGCUAUGGUGUCAGCCUAAUACUGGAAGACGGCGGUUCAUUGCUUGCUCUGUCCAUGCUCCGCCCAUUAAAGAUAAAUACUUUGCCAAGCAUCCGCGUAAAAGGCGUGUAACUGGUGAAGGGUGUGGAAGAAGUAUGGAUGACUCCGUUCAACGUAAGAUGGAUCAAUUUUAUGAAGGGUCCCAAGGCCCUCCUUUACGAAUCCUUCCCAUUGGGGGUUUAGGAGAAAUUGGGAUGAAUUGCAUGUUAGUUGGGUAUUAUGAUCGAUAUAUACUGAUUGAUGCUGGUGUUAUGUUCCCCGGAUAUGAUGAGCUUGGUGUCCAGAAAAUUAUUCCUGAUACCACUUUCAUUAAAAAAUGGAGCCACAAAAUUGAAGCAGUUGUCAUAACUCAUGGACACGAAGAUCACAUUGGUGCAUUGCCUUGGGUCAUUCCAAGCCUUGAUUCCCAGACACCAAUAUUUGCGUCUUCGUUCACACUGGAGCUGAUCAAGAAACGCCUAAAGGAGUUCAAUAUCUUUGUUCCUUCAAGGUUUAGAGUAUUUAGAACUAGAAGAAAAUUUACUGCAGGACCGUUUGAGGUAGAAUGUAUAAGGGUUACCCAUUCUAUCCCUGAUUGUUGUGGACUAGUUCUACGCUGCGAUGCUGGUACAAUUCUCCAUACAGGCGACUGGAAGAUUGAUGAAUCACCAUUAGAUGGAAAGGUUUUCGAUCGUGAUGCCCUUGAGGAACUCUCAAAAGAAGGAGUUACGUUGAUGAUGAGCGAUUCAACAAAUGUCCUUUCCCCCGGCAGGACACUUAGUGAGACUGUUGUAGCAGACUCUAUAUUAAGGCACAUAUCUGCUGCUCGUGGAAGGGUAAUCACUACACAGUUUGCAUCUAAUAUCCACCGCCUUGGAAGUAUUAAGGCUGCAGCUGAUUUGACUGGGAGAAAGAUGGUUUUUGUUGGCAUGGCUCUGAGGACAUAUCUUGAUGCUGCAUGGAAGGAUGGGAAAGCUCUAAUGGAUCCAUCAACUUUGGUGAAAGCUGAAGAUAUCGAUGCUUAUGCCCCGAAAGAUUUGGUGAUUGUCACAACAGGCUCUCAAGCUGAGCCACGAGCAGCUCUGAAUCUUGCAUCUUAUGGUAAUAGCCAUUCACUCAAGUUGAACAAGGAGGAUUUGAUUCUUUACUCUGCAAAGGUGAUCCCUGGCAAUGAGACUCGGGUAAUGAAAAUGCUAAACCGUAUUUCUGAGAUAGGGUCAACAGUAAUCAUGGGCAAGAAUGAACAGCUGCAUACAUCUGGCCAUGCUCACCGUGAAGAGUUGGAAGAAGUGCUGAAAAUUGUGAAGCCACAACAUUUUCUUCCGAUUCAUGGAGAAUUUUUGUUCCUGAAGGAGCACGAACUGCUUGGGAGGUCAACUGGAAUCAGGCACAGCACUGUUAUCAAGAACGGAGAGAUGCUCGGAAUUUCCCAUUUGAGGAAUAAAAGAGUUUUAUCCAAUGGUUUUAUUUCCAUGCGUAAAGAGAAUCUGCAGUUAAUGUAUAGUGAUGGUGACAAAGCAUUUGGUACAGCUGCUGAACUUUGUGUUGAUGAGAGAAUGAGAAUUGCUUCAGAUGGUAUAAUAGUUGUCAGUAUGGAGAUCAUGCGUCCCCAAACCAAUGAUUCUCUGUCUGAGAGAUCCAUUAAAGGAAAAAUAAAAAUCACCACACGCUGUCUAUGGCAUGAUAAAGGAAAACUUUUGGAUGCACUCCAAAAAGCUGCACAUGCUGCACUCUCUAGCUGUCCUGUAAAUUGUCCUCUCCACCAUAUCGAAAAAACUGUGUCUGAAGUUUUAAGGAAACUAGUGAGAAAAUACAGCAGUAAAAGGCCUGAAGUUAUUGCAGUUGCACUAGAAAAUCCUGUCAGUGUCAUAGCAGAUGAAAUCAGUAAUAAGCUAUCAGGAAAAUCUUAUGCUGGUUUUGGAGUUUCAGCAUUAGGAAAAGCCAUAAAUGGAAAUUACAGAAAGAGGGGGCCAUCAAAUACAAUACUUGCAGAAGAGGACAAUGGCCCGGAGCAUUCCAUGAGCAUUGCAUAUGAGGAAAAAGAUUUUGUAAAUUCAACGAUGUGUGUUCAAGUAAAACAUUGGGAGAACUACACAACUGGUGCGGCCGAUAUUGAUAUUCAAGGGGAUAAUACAUAUGGUGAAGAAACCACAAGUUUUAACACAUUGCAAGAUUUAUCUAUGGAUGAUGCCGUGUCAGAUGACUUACGGAAACCUUCUGUCGUAUCAUCGCCCAUUCAUGACGACCUUCUCCAAGAACAAGUACACGAUAGCAAAAAUGAUGAACUUCCUUCUGACUUUUCAAAACCAAAACCGGAAUCUUCGAAACCCUUGAAAAGAAACAAGUGGAAACCUGAAGAGGUUAAGAAGCUGAUUAAAAUGCGUGGCGAACUGAACAACACAUUCCAAGUCCAAAAGGGGCGAAUGGCUCUUUGGCAGGAGAUAUCUUCACGUCUCGAAUCUGAUGGAAUCGCUCGAAGUCCUGGACAGUGCAAAUCUCUGUGGGCUUCUCUUAUUCAAAAAUACGAGGAAACCAAGAAUGAUACCAAGAGCCGGGAAAAAUGGUCGUUUUUUAAGGAUGUGGAUGACAUCUUGUCCGACUCACGAGAACGGGCAUCAAGAUGAUGGGAGAAUGUAAAAAUGUUUGGACUUUUGGUUGAUGAUUCAAUCUACACGGGAUACUUACCUGUUUGGCUGCCUGCCAUGAUUUGCCUGCCUGGCUAAGUAGUAUCAAUAGCAAGCUUACCUUCUUUUUACAUGGCCUGGCUGGCUCUCAAUAUCAAGCUGUGUUCAUGGGAGUCAUAU
Messenger RNA from Cuscuta campestris, 3105 nucleotides. Lineage: Eukaryota; Viridiplantae; Streptophyta; Magnoliopsida; Solanales; Convolvulaceae. The record is from the annotation of a GenBank genome assembly.